GAGCCGAGCUUGAUCAUGCUCGGCUCGGUUGAACUGAGCUGAGCGAGCCGAGGUUUUGAAAACCGCUGCUCGACUCACCUCUAAUACAUACUUCAUCGUCGUUCAAUUAUUCAUUCCUGGCAAAUAUAUAGACAUGUACGAUACAGCAUUAUUAUGACACGGCAGUACAUCGUAAGAUAAGCAUAAUAGCAGUUCUUGCAACUCCUCACACAAAAUAAGAUUUUUGCAAACAAGUAGCUCGUUUCAUUAUGUGCAUAUGUACACAUUGCUUACAUGGUCAGUCACUAAAUAAAACACCAAAUGUGCAAAAUUGUAAUAAUAUCUAUGCAAAAGUAGUCGUAACAAGACACGCGUUCGCUUGCUUUGUAAUUGUAAAUAUGCAGGACUCGUUAAACUAAAUGUUAUAUGUUCCUCACUAUAAUAACACAGCAGUGUCCCUUGUUUUCCGUCGUGGUCAUUAAUUCGGCAAGAAUAUGCUAUUUUCCUUCUCAUUUUAUCGCAUUUCCUACAGAAGAGGACUAAUAAGGGGGUCACAUUUGUACAUCAACUAGCCAUACAACAAGUGGUAUUGAUUGGAAAUUGGUCACUAUUUAACGAUGCAGUACAUUUGCUUUUACAACUUUCCGAAUUAAUUGCUGCAUACGUUUAUUAUUGCGAGUCGUGGGAAUAUUACGUCCAAUAAAAUAGUUCUCUCAUCUGUGUAACAAACUACCCCUGAAGCAAUGAAUGGUUUAUUGUCCUUUAGUCGACGACGAUUCAGUUGGGCUGUGGACUGGACGUGUUGUUUUUGCCAUGUCUUCCAGUCCAGCAGUCUCCUUUUUUUAUGGCCAAGAUUCUGCACGUACACUGACUGCAAUAAGAUCACUACUCGUGAUACAGACUUGACAAGCGUGUGUUAUCACUCGUCAGAAUCACGUAUAAAAAUUAUCCUGACCGUGGAACAAAAUAUUUAAGCAGCUUCGUCUCAUUAUCGGGAUGAAUGGAACCCAUAAAUAUAAAUAGCCAGUCAGUUGAAGUAUGUUAAAUAGGAAAAGAUGCCGAGAUGAGAUGUCGAGAUUGUGGUCACUGGCUGGCUGUCAAUUCUUCUCUGAUUUCGUCAUGACUAAUAUAACCAAGUAGGAAGCUCGAUUCAAAAAACAACACGGCCAUUUAGUCAUGUCAUCGUACAUGCAGUAGUUCGACAGCCUUCAUCUCAUUGCAUCGUCGUACUUAAGCAUUAAUUUUUGUUUGUUAACCUCGCAAAAAAUUUAUUCGACUUAAUUUAGAACAAAAAAUUGUAAAAUAAUGCGAGAACGGACAUUUGCCUCGAGUGUGGUGCGGGUAUUGUCGCGAGUCUUGCCGCCGUCACCCCCACGACGAAACGGGAACAAUAACAGUGAUAACAAUAACAAUGGUGGGGACACUUUUGCGGUCGAAUUAUUGUGCGAGUUCACCUUGUCCCUUGGACAGGGUGGUGGCAGCGGUGAAGGUCUUCGGGUCGAAGGGGGAAGCAAAUCGGUCGAGCAAGAAGGUGGUGCAGCCGGCGGACGUGGUGGUGACAUGUCGAACGUUUUGGAGGACACAGAACAUGAAGUAUUUCAUCAGGAGGACCUCCCUUUGGACGGGUUUCCUGUGAUGGAACAAAUUCGAAAUGAAGGGCUCCUCUGCGAUAUCAAGUUAAAGGUGGACGAAUCAGUCAUCCAGGCGCAUCGGAUCGUUCUGGCGGCCACAAUUCCUUACUUUCACGCCAUGUUUACGAAUGAUAUGAUCGAGUCAAAGCAGAACGAAGUCACGUUGAAAGGAUUGGAUCCUGAUGCGGUGGAACAAUUAAUCAAUUUCGCUUACACUGGACGUAUCACGAUCAAUGUGAACAAUGUUCAAAGUAUUAUGCUCUCCUCGUCGUUCCUACAAAUAAACAAGGUUAAGGAUGCGUGUGCUAAAUUCCUCGGCAAAAGAUUAACGCCGGAUAAUGUCGUGGGGAUCCGAGCUUUUGCCGAUACUUUGAACUGCUCGAGCGUUGUGAAAGAAUCUGACCGAUUUAUACAAAAACAUUUUUUGGAUGUGUCCAAGUCUGAGGAGUUCAGCCAAUUGGGAAUUUCAGAUAUUAUCAACAUUCUCAGUAGGGAUGAGCUUGCUGUAGACUCAGAAGAGCAGGUAUUUAACGUGAUGAUAAAAUGGGUCAAGAAGGACACUCAAAUAAGAUGCAUUCACCUUCCGGAACUCUUGCAAUGUGUGAGAAUGCCACUCCUCACACCGCAAUUCAUUACGGAUUACGUCGCGUCGGAAAUUUUAGUCAGGAGCUCACACCCGUGCCGGGACCUAAUUGACGAAGCUAGAGACUACUUUCUCAUCCCGGAACGGAGGCCUCUCAGCAAAACGUUUCGAAUCCGGCCGAGGUGCUUUGACGACACCGUAGGAUACAUGUUUGUCGUUGGAGGGUUGACCAAAACAGGAGACUCGGUUUCCACAGUGGAAAUCUUUGACCCAAUCCAGGAGCAAUGGCGGAUUGCGGAAGCCAUCACAAUGCAACGAAGCCGAGUUGGUGUAGCCGUCAUGAAAAAGAAGCUCUUUGCCAUCGGGGGCUUCAACGGGACGGAGAGACUCUCCACGGUGGAAAUGUAUGACUCCGUGACAAAAACGUGGAGUAAGAUUGCGUCCAUGAGGUGCAAGAGGAGUGCUGUCGGUUGUGCCGCUUUAAAUGAUAAAUUAUACACUGCCGGUGGCUACGAUGGGAACUCCAGUCUCAAUACCGUAGAGUGCUUCUACCCCGAAAGGGGAGAUUGGUUCAUGAUUACACCGAUGAUGAAGCACCGCAGUGCCGCCGGCGUCGUGGCAUUUCAAGGUUUCAUGUAUGCCAUCGGGGGUCACGACGGAUUGUCCAUAUUCGACUCGGCUGAACGAUUCGACCCCUCGAUAUCUGCCUGGCAUCCGAUCGCAUCAAUGAAUACAAAGAGGUGUCGAUUGGGAGCUGCAGUGAUUGGAGAUAAACUCUAUGUCGCCGGAGGGUAUGAUGGGGCCACGUUUCUACGCUCAGUGGAGGUCUAUGAUCCAAUUACCGAUGUCUGGACUGAGUGCAGCCCCAUGAAAAUGAUGCGAUCUCGUGUCGCCCUCGUCGCCAAUAUGGACAAGUUGUGGGCCAUCGGGGGUUACGACGGGGUCACAAACCUCUCCAGUGUCGAGUGCUAUGAUCCCGCGAAGAACGAGUGGACCGACGCACCACCCAUGUGUGCACAUGAAGGAGGCGUUGGCGUUGGCGUCAUUCCACUUGAUUGCGUCUAACAACUAGUUUUAUACAAAACCCUCAAUUAUUUUUGUUAUCCAGUGAACGAGUGAGUGAGGUCACCUAUCAUGAUCAAUUCUUCGCAAGUCUACCAUUUUUUUUAUUUCUCUUCAAGAAAAAAGAACUGAACCAUCAGCUGUGAUUUUGUUAAAUGCUAAAUUCCAUACUGUACAAGAAUGUACAUCAUGUCGCCAAAUUCCUUAUCAUCUCUCUCCUCGAUUUUAAUUUUAUGUACCCCUUUCUCCCACCACUUGUCGUCGUUUUAUGCAUGCGUGGAAAAUAGUAUGCCAUGAUUCUUGUUUAAUUUUAUGUGAUUAUGAGAAUAAAGUGAAUUUUAAAGAAAAA
Folsomia candida is the source of this 3604-nucleotide messenger RNA. RefSeq names its product kelch-like protein 18 (gene KLHL18). The transcript is spliced from 14 exons. The coding region runs from base 1285 to 3258 and encodes 657 amino acids. Lineage: Eukaryota; Metazoa; Arthropoda; Collembola; Entomobryomorpha; Isotomidae. Gene Ontology annotation, molecular function: protein binding. The record is from RefSeq and is a predicted model, not a curated record.